AUGCCGACGGGCGAAGCGCACUGGGAGCUGCUCAUGCGGACGCGAGCAGUGGAAUGCCAGUGCUACGUGAUCGCUGCCGCGCAGGCGGGGUUGCACAACGAGGACGGUAACCGACGCCAGUCCUGGGGACACGCCAUGGCUGUGGACCCUUGGGGCAAGGUGCUGGCGGAGUUCGACGGCACGUCCUCUGGUGUCAAGGUGGUCGAGGUUCAGCCCGAUGCCCUCGAGGACGUCCGAAAUAAGAUGCCGCUCUCCCUUCAGCGUCGCUACGACAUCUACGGGUCGCCAAAGAGCUAG
Messenger RNA from Symbiodinium sp. CCMP2456, 297 nucleotides. The record is from the annotation of a GenBank genome assembly. Lineage: Eukaryota; Dinophyceae; Suessiales; Symbiodiniaceae.